Agelaius phoeniceus (red-winged blackbird) is the source of this 1842-nucleotide messenger RNA. The record is from RefSeq and is a predicted model, not a curated record. NCBI's taxonomy places the organism in Eukaryota, Metazoa, Chordata, Aves, Passeriformes, Icteridae.
AUGCAGAGGAGGAACCGACAACCACCCGGGGAUGGAGAGGGAGCCUGGGCGGUGGGAGAACAAAAAUCCCCGCCGCAGGAUCUGGCCGUGUCCCGGUCCCGAUCCGCGCUCAGACCCGGCCAUGCCCGAUGCCCGGUGCGGUACCGCUCACUCCCACCCACGGACCCUCGGAUCUUCAGCCCGGGCCGUGCCCGGUGCCGGUACCGUUCACGCCCACCCUCAGAUCCCCAGCCAGGCCGUGCCCGGUGCUCACCCCCGGUGCUCACCCCCGGCCGCUCCCGCUCCGCCGCUCCCGGCGCCGCCCAGCCCCGCCGCGCCCGCCGCUUCCGGCCCCCGCCCCGCGCGCCGGAUGUGCGCACGGCGCGGCGCGGCGGGGGGCGGGGCUUCAGGAGAGCCGCCACGCGAUUGGCGGGCGGGGGCGAAGGCGUGGCUGGCGAGGAGGAGGAGGAGGAGAAGCCGCGGCCGCCGCUUCCUGCCCGACUGCGCUACCAAAGAUGGUCACGGCUCGGGGAUGGGGCUCGGAGCCGGCGGCGGAGCUCUGCUGACACCCAGUGGGACUCUGAGACACCGCGGCGCCGCUGCUGGCCCAGGUCCCGUCGCUGCUGCGUCCUUGCAGUCCCCUGCGGCUCCCGGAUCUGCGGUGCCGAGCACGCCUGGCGCGGCCGCGCUGGCGUCCUCAGCGCCCCCUGCGGCCGUUGCCGCGGGAACCCCCCCUACCCCGGCGUUCAAGCGCAUGCAGCGCACCCCGAGCUGCCCACGGGCUCCGCGCAGGGCAGACGCCCACGGCUGAACCCGCCCCUGCCGGCGUUUGGCCGCAAUCCCCCGGUCCCGGCACGGCACCGCUUGCGCCGGGACCGGGGCGCCCCGGCCCGCCGAGCCACCCCCCCCUCCCGUGCCUACCGCCGCUCCAGCACAGCCUCCCGUGCCUGCCGCCGCUCCUGCCCAGCCCCUCCCGUGCCUGCCGCCGCUCCUGCCCAGCCCCUCCCGUGCCUGCCGCCGCUCCAGCCCAGCCCCUCCCGUGCCUGCCGCCGCUCCUGCCCAGCCCCUCCCGUGCCUGCCGCCGCUCCUGCCCAGCCUCCCGUGCCUGCCGCCGCUCCUGCCCAGCCCCUCCCGUGCCUGCCGCCGCUCCUGCCCAGCCUCCCGUGCCUGCCGCCGCUCCAGCCCAGCCUCCCGUGCCUGCCGCCGCUCCUGCCCAGCCCCGCCCGUGCCUGCCGCCGCUCCUGCCCAGCCCCUCCCGUGCCUGCCGCCGCUCCAGCCCAGCCCCUCCCGUGCCUGCCGCCGCUCCUGCCCAGCCUCCCGUGCCUGCCGCCGCUCCUGCCCAGCCUCCGGUCCGCGCCGCCCCUGCCCGCCGGGCCGGCCGCCGCCCCAGCCCCCAGCGGCUACACGCCGCGCUCCAGCCGCCGCCUCCCCCACCGCCCGCCAUGCCCCCCCCCGCAGCAGACUCCCGCCGCCUCCACGCCGCCCCUCCCGGGAUCAUCUCCCCGCCUCCCGCCACCCCGGGAUCAUCUCCCGCUGACGAGGCCGCCCCGCCGCCUCCCGUGGUCGGUUUCUCGCUCCUGCCGCCGCUCCAUGUCGGGCCGAGCCGCGUCUUCCACACCGCAGCCCCCCACUUCAGAGCUGCUGAAUGGCGCAGCUCCGCCGCCUCCUGCAACCACGGACGUCCCGGCGUUCCGGCCGCAGCCGCAGGCGCAGCCCCGGCUCCCGUUCCCGCAGCUCCGCCACCUCCCGCGCCCGCCCGCCGUGCGGCCCCCGCCCGCCAUGGUCCCCACGCUGCCCUGGUGACACAACCCACGCAUUCACGGUUGCUACAACCCCGCACCGGCGAUAUCGCUCCGCGCUGGC